CAGCCAAUCAGCGCACAGGAGGGAGUGCUCAACAGCGAGAAGGCGGUCUGCGCCAGCACAGACACACAACACCUUCAGGUGGGGAUGAAGUAGCAGCAGCAGCAGCAGCAGCAGGCGAGCUACAGAAGGACAAACGAGUCUGAGCCGCGGAGGAUCCGGAGGUUUUUCUUCAGGGGGUCCAGGUGGCAGAAAGACCUCGAGCGUCCUUCACUGGAGAUAACUGCUGUUCACACCGCCCACCUCCUCCCCCACCCACACAGCCUUCGCACCCCUUCCGACAGCCUAAUUGAUUUGCCUGAACUACAUGCAUUUGGAGCAGGUCAUCUACUAAACCCACCACCAUGGAAAAUGCGCACACCAAGUCUGCUACUGAAGUUUUAGACCACUUCGGUGUGAACGAGAACACCGGGCUGACUCAGGAGCAGGUCAAAGUCAAUUUGGAGAAAUACGGUCUGAACGAGCUCCCAGCUGAAGAAGGCAAGUCUCUAUGGGAGCUGGUGGUGGAGCAGUUUGAAGACCUCCUGGUCAGGAUUCUGCUUCUGGCUGCCUGUGUCUCCUUUGUGUUGGCUCUCUUUGAGGAGGGAGAGGAGACUACCACUGCCUUCGUAGAGCCUAUCGUCAUCCUGCUUAUCCUCAUUGCCAAUGCCGUUGUUGGGGUCUGGCAGGAGAGAAACGCGGAGAACGCCAUCGAGGCCUUGAAAGAGUACGAGCCAGAGAUGGGAAAGGUGUACCGCAUGAACCGCAAGGCCGUCCAGAUGAUCAAAGCCAGAGACAUAGUCCCGGGAGACAUAGUAGAGGUGGCAGUUGGUGACAAGGUGCCAGCUGACAUCAGAGUGACAUGCAUCAAGUCCACCACCCUGAGAGUGGACCAGUCAAUCCUAACAGGGGAGUCUGUCUCUGUGAUCAAGCACACUGACCCUGUUCCUGAUCCCCGCGCUGUCAACCAGGAUAAGAAAAACAUGCUUUUCUCUGGCACAAACAUUGCUGCAGGCCGCGCCCUAGGUAUUGUUGUUGCCACAGGCGUCAAGACUGAGAUUGGCAAGAUCCGGAAUCAGAUGGUGUCUACAGAGCAGGAGAAGACGCCGCUGCAGCAGAAGCUGGAUGAGUUUGGCCAGCAGCUCUCAAAGGUCAUCUCCCUGAUCUGCGUGGCUGUGUGGGUCAUCAACAUCGGCCACUUUGGGGACCCGGUCCAUGGUGGCUCAUGGGUCAAGGGCGCUAUCUAUUACUUUAAAAUUGCUGUUGCACUGGCUGUUGCUGCCAUCCCUGAGGGCCUGCCAGCUGUCAUCACCACCUGCCUAGCCCUCGGCACUCGCCGCAUGGCCAAGAAGAACGCAAUCGUCCGCAGCCUGCCUUCAGUGGAGACCCUGGGCUGCACCUCUGUGAUCUGCUCUGACAAGACAGGCACCCUCACCACCAACCAGAUGUCCGUCUGCAGAAUGUUUAUUGCAGACAAGGUGGACAAUUCAAGCGGCACUCUGCACGAGUUCUCCAUAACGGGCUCCACAUAUGCACCAGAGGGUCAAAUACUUAAAGACGAUAAACCCAUCCAGUGUGGAGACUACGAUGGGCUUCUGGAGUUGGCCACAGUGUGCUCGAUGUGCAACGACUCCUCCCUGGAUUACAAUGAGGCCAAAAAGGUUUAUGAAAAAGUGGGCGAGGCGACAGAGACGGCUCUCACCACCUUGGUGGAAAAGAUGAACGUCUUCAAGACAGACCUGUCUGGACUCUCUAAGGUGGAACGUGCCAGCGCCUGCAACUCGGUGAUCGGGCAGUUGAUGAAGAAGGAGUUCACUCUGGAGUUUUCCCGGGACCGAAAGUCCAUGUCUGUGUACUGCACGCCUGUCAAGCCAGGCUCCCAGAGCAAGAUGUUUGUAAAAGGAGCUCCAGAAAGUGUGAUGGAGAGGUGUCAGUACAUCCGCGUGGGAACAGGAAAGGUGGCCCUAACUCCAACUGUGCGUGAGCAGCUGCUGUGUAAAAUCAGAGAGUGGGGGACAGGCAGGGACACCCUGCGCUGCCUCGCCCUUGCCACUCAUGACAGCCCACCUCGCAAAGAGGACAUGGACCUGGAGAACUCCACCAAAUUUGCACAGUACGAGAUGGGGCUCACGUUUGUUGGCUGUGUUGGAAUGCUGGACCCCCCCAGGAAGGAGGUGAUCGGUUCAGUGAAGUUAUGCAGUGAGGCCGGAAUCAGAGUCAUCAUGAUCACAGGAGACAACAAAAGCACAGCUGUGGCCAUCUGCAGAAGAAUUGGCAUCUUUGGGGAGGACGAGGAUGUGGCAGGCAAGGCCUACACCGGCCGCGAGUUUGACGAUCUGACUACUGAGGAGCAGAGAGAAGCUGUCAAAAGGGCGCGAUGCUUCGCUCGUGUGGAGCCCGCUCACAAGUCCAAGAUCGUCGGAUAUCUGCAGUCUUUUGAUGAGAUUACUGCCAUGACAGGAGAUGGAGUGAACGAUGCUCCGGCCCUGAAGAAAGCAGAGAUCGGCAUUGCCAUGGGUUCUGGUACAGCUGUGGCCAAGUCGGCAUCUGAGAUGGUUCUAUCUGACGAUAACUUCUCCACCAUUGUGGCGGCGGUGGAGGAGGGCCGAGCCAUCUACAACAACAUGAAGCAGUUCAUCAGAUAUCUUAUCUCCUCCAACGUGGGGGAAGUUGUCUGCAUCUUUCUGACGGCCAUCUUGGGUCUUCCUGAGGCUUUGAUCCCAGUUCAGCUUCUGUGGGUUAACCUGGUGACAGAUGGUCUUCCUGCCACCGCCUUAGGUUUCAACCCUCCAGACCUGGACAUCAUGGACAAGCCGCCGCGCAACCCAAAGGAGCCUCUUAUCUCUGGCUGGCUCUUCUUCAGAUACCUUACUAUUGGAGGAUAUGUGGGACUUGGAACAGUGAGCGCUGCAGUUUGGUGGUUCCUGUUUGACGAAGAGGGUCCACAAGUGACUUUCACUCAACUGCGACACUUCAUGCAGUGCACCGAGCACAACCCCAUGUUCCAGGGCAUCGACUGUGAGGUGUUUGAAUCCCACUACCCGACCACCAUGGCGCUCUCCGUGCUGGUCACGAUUGAAAUGUUCAACUCACUCAACAGUUUAUCAGAGAACCAAUCCCUGUUGAGGAUGCCUCCGUGGGUCAAUAUUUGGCUGCUGGGAGCCAUCGUCCUCUCUCUGUCUCUUCAUUUCUUAAUCCUCUAUGUUGAGCCUUUGCCGCUGAUAUUCCAAGUGACGCCUUUGCACUGGUCUCAGUGGCUUGUGGUCCUUAAGAUUUCCUUUCCGGUGAUCCUCCUGGAUGAGGCACUCAAAUACAUCUCCAGAAACCAUCUAGAAGCAUAAAAUUCUUUUUAUCUUCUGUGAGAGAUAACGAAGAGGGGAAAUACCGGAGGCGUUGGCAGCUGAAUUAAGACCUCUCUCCGAACACACUCCCUUAGUUAGAAACAUGCGCCUACCUUCUUCCCUUUAUGAGCUAGAAACUGUUCUCUCCCCCCUGCCCUCUUACCCCCACCCCUGCAUGACCAACAAACCACCACUAGAGAAGAGCAGGGCUUUCAAGAACGAGAGCAUUUGUGUUCCUGCCAGCAUGGCUUUGUAUGAAUGUGUGUAAGAAUGAGAAAGAGAGGCUGCUGCUCAUUGGCUCUUUUUGGAGUGCAAACAUAGGGGUGCAUAAAUGGACUGUGGAGGGCGAAAACAGUGGAACCGGUGAUCGUUCUGGGUGGGGAGGGCUGGGUUUUCAAUCAGUGGAGAGACUGAAGGAGAGAGGUGAAUCCUGCAGUGUCAACCAUGGGAGAGCUUCUGCAAGAAUGUAAAUGGUGAGGGGAGCCGGGCACAGCGACAGCCCUUUGUUCUCAAACAUGGAGCCACCGUUCAUUCAAGUUUCCGCUAUCCACACUACUGAGCGUGACCGCCAGGCUGUGCUUGACACCACAUCGGUUCCACUGGUUGGCUUAUAGUCACUUCCACCGACUAACCAACAUGCGCAGAACUGCUCUCCUAUUGCCUGUGGUGCUCUGCUUUUUCCAUCUCUCCUUCACCUCUCUGUGUGAGGAGGCAGCUUUGGGCCAGGUGUGCCGGCGUCGCCGGGACUCAAAGGUGUGAAUAGCUUUAUGCUGCUUGGCCGCUUCCCUCGGCUCUUAAUUGGAGGAGCUGAGGCCAAUUUGCACACUGAGCAAAAAAACGUGAAAACAAACCCCUCAGAACUCCAAAGACCCUGAAUCCUGAUCAGGAUAAUAAAGCCAAUUCAUGCUUUUGUUUUCCAACCCAAAGCAUAUUUUUGCAGACGACCUCAUUGUUUAAUCGAGUCCACUGCUUUAAUAUUUUUCUUGAUAAUAAUUUGAUGUAUCAUCAAAUAUCCAUGCCUUAAAAAAAACUCACUGCACCUCCACCCUGGAGAUGUGAAUGAAUGUCUUACUGCUGACCCUCGAUGAGCCCAGCCCCGCCCCCACCCCCAUUACUCUGUCUACAACCAAAUAAUGAAUGUCCAACCUUCUUUGCCUCAUGUGUGCAGCCUCCUCAGCUCCUCUGACUUUCUGUGCUUCAGCAUUUUUGCUUUCGAAUAUUCUAGAUGAUGACAUAUUUGACUGAAAGACCCUGCAGGGCGUGAAAUGUUUCUCUUUUUUUUGUUUCCUUUGGGGGGGGGGGUUGUUAGAGCGUGGGGAUUUGUGGACUCAGUCAGCUGAGUUUACGCUCAUUUGAUGCCGAUGGUUAAAAAAAAGAAAAAAGAUAAGGUUAUUUCCACAUCAUAGCAGUCGGAGAUCUUUAGACCAACUUUUGUGCAAAGACAGAAUCUAAAAUUCGACUGAGAAUGUUAAACAUCUUGAGCAGUUUUAAUGUGAUUUUCAAAUCAAUAUACGUUUCUUCUUUCCCGAUUAAUUUUUUAUUCUGAGCCCAGAAAACACAAUAUAAAAGUACUGACAAAGUAAGAAUUUAUUUACUAUUUUGCAAUACUUUCAUCCACAACUUCAUAAUAAGCAUCCAGUUUCCCCAGAAAUAUCAUAGUGAAGUUAAGUCCCUCCUGAAACAAAGUGGCUGGACAGCCUGCUAUAAUAUGAUGUGACGCUUGGUGCCUUUUUUUUUCUUUUUCUUAGGGGCAAUAUGAGGCAAACUCGCACACAUAAACACGUUCUCCAGAUGUUUGCAGUUUUCCGUGCUGUUUGGAAUCAGUGUCGGUAAUACACAGAUGGAAAUCGACUCUAUCAUUAAAGCAAAACUUAUUUAUGCUGAUUGAGGACAACAAUUUGUCAGCAGAUCUUUACGUUUUGGAGCAGAAGCGGCAUUGAUGUGAAAUAAGGUUUGAUGCUGUUAGAAAGGGGGCUUCUCUGUGAUUCAUACCAGCCCCCUCCCCCCACCUCACCCCCAGUCCUCCACAGCCCUGUAACCAGCUGGCGCUCUGAUCACCAGACACUAUGGGUCUGCAUAGAUGUGUUAUUUACUACUGAAUCCUCAACUCUGAACAGACAGAGGAUCUGAUCGCAUGGAACUUUGUUACUGUAAUAUUACUCUACAGUAUCUAAUAUUUAGGUUUUUGGAAACUAGUCGCACAACAUCAGACAGACAUGCGCAACAUAUUUUUUUUUUGGUUGGUUCUCUUUGGAGCAAAAGCUAUUCAAGAAUCUCUUUUUGUCCAUUUGUUUGUUUUUCCUGUGUUUUUGUGUACAUUACAAUGUUGUUCCUUCAUUUUUCCAGUUUGGUUUUUACAAUUGCUGGGGUUUUGUGUCUUUUACUGAAAGGGGAAAAAAAUUCAUGUUUAGAAUAGACAAGAGAUGCGCUUAUGUUAACUAGUGGCAAUGACACAGAUCAGCUUAGUUGCUUUAAACGAGAGCGUUGCGAUUGAGCUGUGUCUGGUUUACAAUAAGCAAUGUUGAAUCCUGGGAUAUGAAGUUCUGUGGCUGUGCGCUGAACGGCUCUGUGGGAACCCAGGCUUUCGAAAUCCUGGACCACCCUUCUGGUUCUGCUUGUUGGAAGGUUACACAACCCAGCAUGGUACUUGAAAUUCCUCCACUCCCUGUUGAAUCAAGACCACAAAGGACGGAGCGAUCCAAUCCACCAACACCCAAAAAAACCUUCCCUCUCUCUGGUUAGAGAACUGUCUUCAGAGCCUGACUUCCAAUUCUAAGAAACAAGAGGAUUCUCUGUGUUGCCUUGUCAAUAUUAAUUGUGGACACAUAAUUUUAUAAAACAAUAGAGGUGUGGAAAUAAAGAUUAUUUAUCUUGUUAUUUAUACUGAUUGUGUGUUCAUUAUUAAAGACUUAAGAGAACUUGAA
This is a messenger RNA of Oryzias latipes (Japanese medaka), 6241 nucleotides long. It is a transcript of the gene atp2a3, whose product is annotated as ATPase sarcoplasmic/endoplasmic reticulum Ca2+ transporting 3. Gene Ontology annotation, biological process: calcium ion transport. Gene Ontology annotation, molecular function: ATP hydrolysis activity; P-type calcium transporter activity; ATP binding. Gene Ontology annotation, cellular component: membrane. NCBI's taxonomy places the organism in Eukaryota, Metazoa, Chordata, Actinopteri, Beloniformes, Adrianichthyidae. The record is from RefSeq and is a predicted model, not a curated record.